AUGGAUAUAGACUUAGCCUUGAGAAUGCCCAAACCCGAUGAACUCAAUGAGCAAAGUACUCAAGAGGAUGAGGUUUAUUGGGGUAAGUGGGAACGUUCAAAUAGGCUAAGUCUUAUGAUCAUGAAGCGCAGAAUUCCAGAAGCUUUCAGGGGUGCGAUAACCUAUGAGGUUACUAAUGCCAGUGACUUCCUUGCGGAAAUUCAGAAACGUUUUGCCAAAAACGAUAAGGCUGAAACGAGCACGCUUUUAGCAAGCUUGAUUUCAAUGAAGUAUAAAGGCAAGGUUAAUGUUUGGGAGUACAUCAUGGAGAUGUCUCAUCUUGCUUCAAAACUUAAGGCUUUGAAACUUGAGUUAUCUGAUGAUUUACUCGUGCAUUUGGUUCUCAUCUCUCUUCCUGCACGAUUUAAUCAAUUCAAGAGGAAGAGAGAUUGA
Molecule: messenger RNA, 432 nt
Organism: Vitis riparia (riverbank grape)
Lineage: Eukaryota; Viridiplantae; Streptophyta; Magnoliopsida; Vitales; Vitaceae
Exons: 2
Coding region: 1-432 (143 amino acids)
Source: RefSeq, a predicted model, not a curated record